Molecule: messenger RNA, 1759 nt
Organism: Ficedula albicollis (Collared flycatcher)
Lineage: Eukaryota; Metazoa; Chordata; Aves; Passeriformes; Muscicapidae
Exons: 2
Coding region: 249-1199 (316 amino acids)
Source: RefSeq, a predicted model, not a curated record
AGCCCUGUGUCCUGUCCCUCCAUCCCGUCCCCAAAUCCCUCUCCAGCUCUCCUUGAGGCUCUGAGUUCUCCCUGGCUCCUUCCCUUCUUCAGGUGAGCAACUCCUCCUGCUGGUCCAGGUGUGCCCUGUCCUGUUCCUGACCCCGGGGGUGAGGCAGAGCUCCCAGCAAGGGCUGGGCACCGUGGGCCAGGUGUGCUUGGGGCCGUGUUCCAGGUGUUUGGGGCCGUGUUCCAGGUGUGUGUUUGGAGAUGUUCCAGGUGUUUUGGGGCCGUGUUCCCUGUUUGUUUGGGGUCGUGUUCCAGGUGUGUUUGGGGCCGUUUUCCAGGUGUGUGUUUGGAGAUGUGUUCCAGGUGUUUUGGGGCCGUGUUCCCUGUUUGUUUGGGGUCGUGUUCCAGGUGUGUUUGGGGCCGUUUUCCAGGUGUGUGUUUGGAGAUGUGUUCCAGGUGUUUUGGGGCCGUGUUCCCUGUUUGUUUGGGGUCGUGUUCCAGGUGUGUUUGGGGCCGUUUUCCAGGUGUGUGUUUGGAGAUGUGUUCCAGGUAUUUUGGGGCCGUGUUCCCUGUUUCUUUGGGGCCAUGUUCCAGGUGUGUUUUGGGCCAUGUUUGGGGCAGUGUUCCCAGUGUGUUUUGGGGCCACGUUCCAGGUGUGUAUUUACAGAUGUUCCAGGUGUUUCGGGCUGUGUUCCAGGUGUUUUGGGCCAUGUUCCAGGUGUGUUUUGGGCCAUGUUUGGGGCAGUGUUCCCAGUGUGUUUUGGGGCCACGUUCCAGGUGUGUAUUUACAGAUGUUCCAGGUGUUUCGGGCUGUGUUCCAGGUGUUUUGGGCCAUGUUCCAGGUGUGUUUUGGGCCAUGUUUGGGGCAGUGUUCCAGGUGUGUUUUGGGGCCAUGUUCCAGGUGGGUAUUUACAGAUGUUCCAGGUGUUUUGGGCUGUGUUCCAGGUGUGUUUGGGGCCAUGUUCCAGGUGUGUGUUUACAGAUGUUCCAGGUGUUUUGGGCCGUGUUCCAGGUGUGUUUUGGGGCCACGUUCCAGGUGUGUGUUUACAGAUGUUCCAGGUGUGUGUUUACAGAUGUUCCAGGUGUGUGUUUACAGAUGUUCCAGGUGCUUUUGGCUCUGGUUCAGCCUCGCUGACAAUGUUCCCGUGUGCUGUGGCAUCGCCUGGGUUCAGGUCCCUGCCUGCAGCAGGAUCCCUUCCUGGGAGCAGCUGAAGGGGCAGUGCCCGUGGGGACAGAGGAGGCUCCUGGUGGCUGCAGCAGGCUGAGGACAGAAAAGCUCUGUGCUCUUCUAGGGACCAGCAGGACUAGAGGGGCUUAGGCCUGGCCUAGCGAAGCUGCUCCUCCAGCAUGAGGGGAGAAGGCUCCUGGCUCAUCCCAGCUCUGGAAGCUGCAGUUCCUGGGUGGUUUCAGACACAUUUACUUGCCAGGAACAUUCCUGCUCCUCUGCCCUGUGCCUCCAGCUCUGCCUUCCCUGAGUGCCAGAGCUCAGGGCAGGGGAGGGAGCGCCAGGCUCUGGCUCUGCCCCCAGAACACUCCCCAGGAAUGUGCUUAUCUGCUCAGCAGCCUCUGCUCCUGAUGAAAUGGAGAUGCCAGGAGAGGCUGUAAAUGCUGCUCUGCUCUGGGCAUUUUCCUUGGGCCACACCAAGGUGUACCCUUACCUGUGGCAGCUGGGGCAAGGUGAGUGCCAGGACAUGGGAAUGCCAGAGGGCAGGGAUGGACGGGAUUUUGGGGCAGGAACUGUCCCCUGGGUGCCCAGAGAAGCUCUGGCUGUC